AGCUGGAGUGUGCUUGUUUCUAUGACAACUAAACACGCAUCAACCACAAAUACGUUAUUCUAAUCGCUUCUAUUCACACAAAAGAGGUAUUCAUCUGAAAAAUAAGAAGAAUGGAACGCCCAUCAACUGCAUCUUCUCGUCCUCGAACCUCCACCGGAAGAGCACCGUCGGCACGGGCUAGACCUCCAUCUGCAAUGAGAGCUCCUCCACCACAACCAACAUACGAAAAUCGUCCAACGACUGGAAUGUCAAUGAGAAACGGAGGGCCUCCUGUUCCUCCAUCACGAAGUGGUAUGAUUCCAGUACCUCCGUCUAGAUCUGGUGGACCUCCUGCACCGAUGCCUGUGUCAAGAGCUGGGGGACCUCCAAGAGCACCUACUUCUAUGGGUGGACGCCCAAUGACUGGAAUGGCAAGACCUCCAACAGCCGGAUUGAGACCAGUUACUCAACAAGGAUUACGAGCUCCUCCGUCAAGAAUGGGAACUGGAAACUCCCGUCAAGUAUUUGACAAAUCAUACUACAUCGGAGUUCUUCGAGCGAAACAAAACGCUAUAAAAGUUGAAAUAUCUCGUAUGAAAGAGAAACGAGAUAAAGGAAUAAAAGAUCGAAAUGAGCUACAUGCAUAUGAAUCAAGAGCAUCUGCUCAAGCACAAGAGAUUAGUGAUUUGCAAGGAAAAUUAUUGGAUUUGAAUAAAAUAAUGGAAAAAAUUCAUUUGAAUGGCGAUAUGUCGGAUAUUGAGUUAGAAGCAAGCAAAAUGAAGGAACAAGCUGAUGAGAUGAGAUCAUUAGCUGAAGAAGUAUUUAAUGAACGUCGUGCAAAAGAAGAGGAACUUCAAGGAUUGGAAAUAGAAGUUGAAGAACAAAAAAAGUUAAAUGAAGCAGUAACACAUGCAAUGGAUCCUCAAAUGAAAGAAAAAUAUGAAGAUUUAAAGUCUGAAGCGAAGCUUUUAAGAGAAAGAGUUGUAGAAAUGGAAGCGAAAAAUGAAGAUUUAGAUGAUAGAAUUUCAAAAUAUGAAAUUGAAAUUCGAAGUAAUCCACUGAAAAAGAAGGCAAUCCAACUACAAGAAACAUUGGAUACACUCAAAAAACAAGAGGAAAAACUAAUGGAAGAUAUGCAAAGUGCACUAACACCAGAAGCAUGGAGAGAUAAAAUGUCAGAAAAUAUGAAACAAUUGAACGCAGAUUUGGUUGUGAUUGAGAAACAACACAAAACUGUUAAAGAUCAAAUUUCAUUGGCUUCAGAAGAAUUACACGAGUAUGACUCACAAGGAGAAGCUCAAAUCAUGGCUCAUCACACAAAAUAUCUUGAUCUACUUUCGAAAAGCACAAUGCUUGACGAUACGACUGAAAAUUAUCCACAGCAAAUUGUCAUUUAUCAGCAAGACAUUGAAGAAUUCUCCGACGCAGUUGUACUGAUUUUGAGAAAAAUAUCUGCCAAUUUGAAGAAAGUGAAUCUAGAAGAUCAGAUAACUGAUUUAGAUGAACGAGGUCUCACUUUACAGACCGGAAAUGUGGAUGAACUUAAAGAAAUGCAUGUUCGACUUCAAGAAGAGCUUAUAUCAAUUGAGGAUAUGGAAUUGGCGUUAAAUGAAGAAAUUGAUAAUUUGGAAACUGAGGAGAAAAAAAUAGAUCAGGAAUUGGCGGGAGUCGGGAAGAAUGUAGAUUCAGAUGGGCUCCGACAAGAGCUUGAAGAACGUCAAAAAAGGCUUGAAGAUGAAGCUCCAGCUCGUUCACAUGAAAUGCAACAGUUAGAAGCAAAUGUAGCAAGUAUAAGAAAUGAACUUCAUUCAAUUCCAGGAUACUCUCAACACAAAAUGCUUCGCGAACGACUGGAAGCUGUUGAGAAACGUACUGCUGCAAAAUCACUUGACAUGAGCUUGAGGAAGACUGAAAUUGACUACGAAGAUAUUAAAACAGAGAGCAUUCGACUUCAGGAAGAAUACAAUAACAUGCUUUUGACCAAUCCAUUUCAAAGAUUCACCUGAUUUAUUAAUUUUUCACUAAAUUUAUUUAUUAAAUUUACAUUGAAUAUGCUGAACUGUUCCUGAAACAGCAAAAAAAUUAUUGGAAAAUACUAAUUAAAAAAUUGAAAAAUCUUUGCCUACAGUAGCUUUAAGGAACACGACAAACUUUAUCUGAACAUGUCUCGUCACGACUACCGUACCUUGAAAUUUUCCCGCCCGAUUUUCGCAAUUUUCUUGCUGAUGAAUUUCUUUGUUUCUUUCCUGAUUUUCUCGAUUUUUAAUCGUGUUUUUGUUUUUAGAAUUUUUGGAAAUUUGAGGAGAAGAUAUAUAUCAAGUAUGAAGCACCCUUUCCGCAAGGUCGCCGUAGUUCCUUUUUUGUUUCCGUCGUUUUACCCUUUUCGGCGAUCUUUUUGAUUGAUAACGUUUAAGUAAGGCUAGUUUUAAAUUGAGUUUUCUCAAUUUUUCUUCAAUUAUAACAUUUCCAUCAUUUUUGCAGUCAAAUAAUAUUGUAAUUCUAUUUAAAAUAUCGUUUGAUUAUAUUUUGAGAACCUUUAUUGAUUGACUGUUAAAUAUAACGAAUAUAUUCAACAGCUUAAACAAACAAAUAAAAUAAGUUCUA
Caenorhabditis elegans is the source of this 2583-nucleotide messenger RNA. It is a transcript of the gene ift-74, whose product is annotated as Intraflagellar transport protein 74 homolog. The coding region runs from base 111 to 1985 and encodes 624 amino acids. The transcript has 9 exons. Gene Ontology annotation, cellular component: intraciliary transport particle B. The record is from RefSeq and is marked reviewed. Gene Ontology annotation, biological process: intraciliary transport; cilium assembly. Gene Ontology annotation, molecular function: beta-tubulin binding. Lineage: Eukaryota; Metazoa; Nematoda; Chromadorea; Rhabditida; Rhabditidae.